GCCAGCGCGACGCCACGGGAUCGCAGCAGCGCAGCGCAGCCCAGCCACCCCGUGCGUCCCACGCCAGCGCGCAGACACGCCCCGCCCAGCCCAGCCGAGCAGCGAUCGCCGAACCCCAGCACCGGACCACCAAGCGGCACGAUGAGUUCUGACGCCCCGCCGACAGAGCAGAAGCAGCAGCCGCAGGAGCAGGAGGAGAAGACGAACGAGGAGGAGGAGCAGAAGAAGAGCGAGGACAAGAAGGAAAUAGAGGACGAGGAGCGCGAGCAGAUGCUGAACGCGGAGAACCGCGACCGCGACGGCGGCGGCGGCGGCGCCGACGGCCAGCAGCCGGAGGUGGGCGGCGUGCAGAAGAUGCGGCGCGUGCUCGAGGAGUCCGACCACGAGCCGCAGUCCGCCGGCAAGAAGAAGAUACCCAUCGGCGGCAUCCGCAUCCCGGGCUUCCUCCGCAGCCGCUCCCGCGAGAAGACCAAGGAGGGCGAACUGGACGGAGAGGAGGCGAAGGACCUGCUGCAGCAGGAGUCGGGCCAGCAGCCGCAGGCGGACGGCGCCGGGGGCGGCGAGGGAGACACCCCGCGCAGGCCCAAGCUGCUGCCCAACCCCUUCGCCAAGAAGAAGGAGCAUGAACUUGGCGCUGCCGGGCUUGCGUCGAUGGAGACUCUGGAUGACAGCAGCGCUGCUGUACAAGACGACGGCAUGGAGAGCGUCAAGCUCGACAUGGAUGAGAAGCCUGAUCCAGAGAAGUCUGGUGCAGAUGAAGCGAGUAAACAAGACUGGCGACAAAGACUACGUCAUCUUUCAAAGUUUCGUCUCAUAAUUGGUGGAGUUGCACUGUUUGUCAUACUGCUGAUAAUAAUAGUUGUGAUUGCUGCAUCUGGGCCAAGGCGAGCACCACCUGUUUCUCAUCUUAUAGAUGGAAUUUAUGUGCAGGCAGUUACGGGUUGUGGACCUGUUCAUGGGCUUGUGGAAGAAGGAGCGCACGUUUUUCGUGGUAUUCCAUAUGCACGUCAGCCUGUUGGUGACCGUCGAUGGCAGCCAGCUCAAUUAUUGCAGCACCUAGCAGACUGCUGGAAUGGUACUUUGCGUGCAGUGAAGGAAGCACCCCCUUGUCUCCAACGCCUUCCCAAUGGAACCUGGUUUGGUUCAGAAGACUGCCUUCAUUUAGAUCUUGUGACUCCUCGUGUCACAUAUGAUGGUCAGCUGCCUGUUAUAGUACUUGUAGGAGCAGAUACAAUGCUUGGUCCUUCCCCUAGUGCUCUGCGUACACCAUCACCUGAGCUAUCACGUACCCGUGAAGUGGUAUUUGUUCGCCCAGGAUUUCGUCUGGGCCCAAUUGGUCUGUUAGCUGCCCAUCCAUUGUCUACUUCAUCACGUCGUCAUACCUCAGGGAAUUAUGCUCUCUCAGAUCUAAUAGCUGCAUUGACAUGGAUCCAGCAUAAUAUUCACAAUUUUGGUGGUGAUCCAAAGGCGGUGACUAUACUUGCUCAUCGUGCUGGAGCAACAAUGGUGACAGCAUUAGCCACAUCCAAACAAGCCCAAAAACUGUUUGCACGUGCUUGGUUGUCUAGUGGCUCAGCAAUCUUUCCUGGCCAGCCACUAAGUGAAUCAGAGCGUGAAUCAAUGACAUACUUAAGACGGAUUCGAACUUGUGAAGACAACCUCACUGCUGAAUGUUUGCAAUCUGUGGAUGCAUCAGAACUUGUUGAGCUUUUGCCUCCUGAAUGGGAACCUCGACAACCAGGAUUGCCCAAUCCAGACAAUUCCACCCCCGAGAUUCACCAGUGGCUUGUGCUUGAUGGACACAUUUUACAGAGACAUGUCUAUGAAGUCCUGAACGAGAACAAUGUCUCUGUCAAAAUGGUUAUAGGAACAACUGCCCAUUCUGAGGGAAGUGAUGAGUUGCAUCAGAGGUACAAAGACUGGCAGAUAAACAAUGAGACUGUGAAGCAAUUGGAACAGAGUGAAGUUGGACGAAAAGGUCUUGCAGAGGAAGCAGUGAGACGUUAUGGAACCAGCUGGCCAGGAAUAGCAUCACUGGUGUCUGACAUUCGCACCGUGUGUCCACUGCUGCAUUUGGCAAGACAAACUGUUCCACCCAUUCCCUUCUAUGUUGUGAAGCAACCACGAGGUGAAAUUGCUGAUGUAGAUGUUGAUGUUGAUGCAAUAUUAGGUCGCUACAUUCCAAGAAACACCGAACAGAGGCGCUAUGUGACAGCUAUGCAGCAAGUCUUCUACCGCUUUGUUGCCCAAGGUGAGCUCCGCCGCCGGGAAGGUGGACAACAGGUGCUGCUAAUAGAGCAAGAUGCUAAUCCUAGUAAUGAAUAUCCUGAUUGUGACAUAUGGCUGAGUAAAGACAUUGUUCCAAGAUAUGGACGUGUAGACUGAAAAUAUUUUUGACAGAACUUGUGUGCUUUUGAGAAGACUUCACACAGGCAGUUCAGUGAAAGAAACAUGUAUUGCAUGGUCAGUUGUAUGAAAUAAUUACAUCAUCAGCCUGUGAUAUUUGCUAGUCCCUCUAUUCACUUUAGUUUGUUCCUCAUUUACUUUGAAAAUAAAUCAAACUGCUGGCUGUCAAUUGGUGGGUACUAAAAUUUUCAUCAACAGCUGCAUAUUUGAGACCAAUCAGUCUCAGGGACUUUUUGAUGUUUGAGCAAAAGGAAAUUAAUAUCUUGGGUCUUAUAGAUGUAUACAGUUUGUAUGGACAAAACUAUUUUAUUGAAAAACUUUGACUUUUAUAAAGAAACAUAAAUUUUCCAAUAUUUGAGAUACAAUAAAACUUUUUCUACCAUGAGAACCAAUAUUAGAGUUGUACUGACAACAGUUUUCACUAAAAAGUAUGGCGUAGCAAGCUGAGAAGAAGCUGAAAUACAUUCCUGAGCCAUAGCACCACCAGCAUAUGCAAUAGGUAAGCCAGUAAUUAAAUGGUUGUUUUUCACACCAAAAAUUAAAUUUCAGAAGACUUUACUCUCUUUAUUCCGUCACAUUAUUUAGAUGACAAACUGGUAUGCUUUGACAGUGUUUAAAAAAGUUAACUUCAAACAAAAGAGUCGAAGAAUUUGUUUUAUGUGGUCAAUUUUGUCUGCUGAUGAUGUAUCAGAGUGUUGUACAUAAGAAUGUGUUGAAUAUCAUGAUCAGAGAAUGUUUUGAAUAACAAGCAAAUGUUAAAUGCUUCGCUUGUACAUAUAUAUAUUACAUAUAUUUAGAAAGAAAAGUUGUCUUGUAAAUGUGAAUACUGUGCUGUUUCAUUUUACAGUAACAUAUUUUGGUGUAAUAUGUCAUGCCACCUUCUAGGAAACUACUUUGCCUUCAGCUAAAUGUGUGUGUAUAUAUAUAUAUAUGUUCGUGUAUAAAAUAGUUCACCUGACAUAAAACAUAGUUAUGAAUGCCAGUUGUUGUUGCAUUUACAUUUUCUUGUUGCCCCCUCAAGUUAGGUGCUCUGUGAAAAAGCAUAAGAAGAAGGGCGAAGAAAACAAUGGUCUGUUAAGACAUACAUGGACAUGAAUAAUUUAUGUCAUUAAAAUAUGAGGAUGCAGUGUAUGUGUAAAUAUUGUCAUAUUAAAGGAAGGCAUGAGGAAAAUUUAAUGUAUGACAGGAACUGUUAUUUUCAGCACUGUCAUUUCAUAUUUUGUGACUCUGACACUGUGUGGGUUUAUAUCUGAACUGCAUAUUGAGGUGUGGAAAAACAGUUUUUUAAUCUCACAUGAUGUAUGAAUUUAUAGUGUUUCACUGUACAGUAAGUGCUUUCUCUGAUGCAAUUUUGUCUUUGGUGUACUUAUAAUUGUCAAUCUAUUGAUAGCUUUUGAUGUUUCCAUUUUAGCGUGAAAUCUUCAGUGACAUCUAGUUUGGUACGGCAGUAAAUAUAACUCAGAUCACACAGAAAAUUUAGUUUAUUUCUCUCUCCAUCUUAGGCGAGGUGAUUCUUCACUAAUUUAAUAUCUGAAAUCAUCAAGGAGCAGGUGGACCUUUUCUUGUAUGAACUUCACAAAACUAAGAAAACAUCAGCUUACCAAUCACUUUAUAAAUGGUAUAAAGUUCAAAAUAUGGAAAAUCAGCUUGGUUUUAAAGGUUUCACCUGUGUGAGAAACUGAGAGAACAAAGGGAUUUGAAUUUAACAAUAAUAGAGAUUUCAAGACACAAACAAGAAUGGAAAUGUGUAGGGGCAACCACUACUUUUGAUGAGUAACAGACCAUUGGUUUUAAGCACAUACUCUUUUAUGUAGGUUUAGUACAACUCUCUCAAGGACAACAAAAUGCACACUGUGUGCAUGUAGAUGACACAGAGAGAGAGAGAGAGAGAGAGAGAGAGAGAGAGAGAGAGAGAGAGAGAGAGAGAGAGAGUGUGUGUGUGUGUGUGUGUGUGUGUGUGUGUGUGUGCGUGUGCUUGUGUGCGAUUAUUAAAUUGUUAAUAAAAAUAUGGGGUUAAAACAUCCCCAUGAGCAGAGAAACAUGGCACACAGAUAUAACCACAAAUGUAAUGCUAACAGGAAGAAAACUCUUUUAAUAAUGUAUGUGUAAUGAUUAGUAAGUCAUGUAUAAAAGACUGAAAAGUAUGAGACUAAAGACCAAGAGAGUAACUUACAGUGAUAAUAAUAAAUAUAUUCAGACAUGAAAAGGAAAUGUAAACAUACGAGAGUAUACCUCAACAAUGCAAGCUUUCACAUGUGGACACAUUGGUAUUCUCUAUGCUGUGUUGAAGUUUGUCUGUGUUCCACAAGAGACACUAGUGGUGAGUUAAUGAGCAAUGUAUGAUGUUUGAUGUAGUGUGCUCUCAUUCAUUAAAGCUUUAUUCAGUUUUAUUUCUAAUGUCAUCUCCACUCUCUUACGAUGGUUUAAAAUUUUCACAUAUGAAAUGCAUCAGUACCAGUCAUUUAGACACUCAUCUCCUCCAAUAUUCACACUUUAUGUUUAAAACAUAUGCAUUCAUAUGCGUUUUCAGAUAAAGUAAAUUGAAGAAUACAUAAAAGGCUUCAAUGGCUUUAGGUAUAUCUUACCAACAAAAAACUCUUCCAUUCUCUCUUCACUUUUUGGAUGCAUAGAAGCCUCCAUGCACUUACCAUUUGUCACCAAAAAAUGAACCCUUCUGCUGCUGUCUCACUUUUGCAGUAAUCACUACAAUAGUACCACAUACUUUUGGUGCAUAUUCACUGAAGGUUGUCAUUAGUCCAAUACUAUGAGAUGUCAGCUCUCCAUGAUAUUUCUAUCAGUUUAAUUGUUACUUUCUAAUUGUUUGACGUGAUGUAGGCAGCAUACGAAACACACAAAUGACGCUGCAAAAUUAGUGGCUACUCAACUGGCAACAUAUACUUGCAACAAUUUAAAGUUAUUCCAUUUUUCAAACAUUUACAACAAAAGUGAGUCACAAAAGAAGAAAUGGAAAAAGCCUACAGCUGUGUUGUCAGUUGCUUCUGGUAUACAUUAUUCUAUAUGCUAUAAAUUAUUUCAUAUGCUGACACACUGUUUGAAUAAUGUCCAUUUAUUUCCUUCAACUAUAUCAUGAUUAACAGACAGUGGCAGCAGAACAAUCAGUUGUCAUCACAUCCACACUUACAAACAGAGCACAACUCUGAGCAGUUGUUUCACUCAUGGCACUGUAGGCAGGGCAAUUUUCAGACAUGUUACAUCACAUUUUGCACCUAUGGCACAUGAAUGCUGUAGAUUAAUUAUCUUGCCCUCAGCAAAGAAAUGAAUGAACUUGGUUCCCUAGAAAAAAUGACAUUUCUAUCGAGCUGGAGACCACAGUGAUUGUUUGUUUCAAAAGUAAUUUAUUAUCUGGCACAAUCAAAUUCAUUUAUAGAAACACAUAUGAUUGUGCUGGAUAAUAAAUUACUUUUAUACAGUUUUGUUACUUUUCCACAAGUAUUAUUCCCUUUUUGCCUUUCCUUUUCAAAGUUAAUUUUUUUUCUGUUGACUGAUUAACUGAUUGUUAUUGGCUUUACUCAGUUUUGUAUCUUGUCUUAAGUUUAAUCUUAUUGCAGAUCUCAUCUUGUUAUUCAUAUGCAGCACUUUCUGUAUUUAUAUUCUUCUUCCCAAUUUGUCUUCAUGUCUUGCCAUUAAUUUCAUAUCACUGCCUGGUUAACUGCUCGUCAUUGCCACAAGUUUCCUACGGUAUUCUGUCUGUAACUGCAACAAGUCAAGUAUUCCUGUCCUGUCAUUGUGUUUCAGACAGAAUUUCAGAAUUUAUCAUCUAAACAUAAAAUUUCUGGUAUCUACAAAGGACAGUGUUUCAUCUGAAAGUUAUAAAGAUCGGCAAAGACAAAGAAAGACAAAGUUCUACAUCUUUCAUCCUCAUAUUUUCUGAGACAUAUAACGGACAUGAACUGUUUUCUCAUUACUGCUAUUAGCUCCCUAUCUUCAUUUUUGUGUUAAAUGUCAGAUUCAGGUGCAAAUGUUCCGCAGUUGUUCCAAAUGCAGUAACAAAAAAUUCAUAGUUCUGUAAUUUUAAAUAUUUUUUCUCUGUAUUGUAAUCUGUGGCAUUUAUAUUGAGAAUUAUAAGCAGCCUUGAACUAGGAAAUUUGAGCUGAUGUGAGAAUGUGUAAUUUAUUUUGCUGUAACUGUCUUCUUGCUUAGUGACAAUGUCUUUCAUUAUGAGGAUAAAUCUGUGUAGAAUGAAAUGAAUAUUGAUAUUCCUAAACAUUUACUUAAUAUUUGACUACCUUUACAAAAAAAGUUGGAAUGAAAGCUGCAUUCACAGUAUUCUAUUUGUGUAUAAAUGCAGAAGUGACUGAUGACUAGGUUUUGAUAGGUAACAGAAAACCAUUGAUCUCAUGAACUGAUGGUUCCACCUUAACUCAAGUACUUUUUUUCCAUGUGUAACUAAGCGCACAUACUAUGCAGAAUUUAGUGAAGAUUUAUUAAAGCCAUGUUAGGUCCAUGCUUGCUGUUGAAAUAUGAAUGUGUAUGGGAAUUAAAAUACAAAUGAUCAACUGCAACAAAACGAAGUACUGCUAGAGCCAAAAUUAUUUUAAUAAAUUCACAAAAGGUGUCCAUGUUCGAGAAAUUAAAAUAUGAGUAAUGACCUGCAUUGGGAUGGGUAAUACAUUAGCAAGUUUAUUAAAACAAAGUGUGGUCACAUAUGUUGAAUGCCCUUGUGAUUUUAAUUUGUAUAUGAUGUUACCACAUUUUAAUGUAUCAUGUUGAUAUAUUACUAGUUUCUCUAUAUUCUGAAUAAAUGAUAAACUUUUGUAAUAGGUUCCAUUUCAAAGACUAUAACAUAUAAUACUAAUUUUUUGGGAAAUUAUACAAUGACUGGUUUUUAAGUACUCUACCAAAGUGCCAAGAUCUAUACUUAUUUGUCGUUAUGGCACAGUAAAUCUAUAAAAAAGUCUUGUUUAUUAUAAUGUAUGGUAGGCAAGAAUGUCAUUAGAAAUUACAAUUUUCUUGGAACUGAGUUAUGUACUGUAAAAAUGUACUGUAUCUAACUAAGGGGACUAAUGCAAUGAGCUUUUUCAUUAUAUGUGGCAAAUUGUUUGAACAUGUCAUUGUACCUCUGCAUCUAGAACAUAAUAUUUAUGAGAUCAUGUACAAAAACCCAUCAUCAUUUGAGUUGCCGUAGUAACAUCAUUUAAAAUUAAUCUUUAAAUGAUGACUUUUGUACUAUUAUGUUUUGUAAAUAAUUUUUCAGAAAAUGAGACUAAUUACUAUGCUACUUUUGGAUCAAAUAUCUGUUCCUGUAAUGUAUAAAGUAUUUUCAAUGUUUUGCAGGUACCAAGAAAAACAAUUCAGUAUUCCAAAGAGAGACUGAUUGUACCAAUUUUUGAAUGUAGUGAUUUUUAGGAAAAAAAUUUUGUAUUUUAAGUGGCAUUAGUAACCUAGUGUCUUUGUACAAUGUUAUAACAACUGUACUUGCUAACCUAUUAAAGUGUAUGAUAUCCAUUAA
Molecule: messenger RNA, 7876 nt
Organism: Schistocerca serialis cubense
Lineage: Eukaryota; Metazoa; Arthropoda; Insecta; Orthoptera; Acrididae
Gene: Nrt
Product: neurotactin
Exons: 9
Coding region: 142-2385 (747 amino acids)
Source: RefSeq, a predicted model, not a curated record